AUGUAUGGAUAAGACACUCCCUUGUCUCAGAAGAGCAGCAAUAUAUCAUCGGCACCCUGCUGCAUGUUGUCACUGGCCAUGUUUGAGGUUUGGCUGCAGAGGACAAAACAUCGGGCUCUGGUGGAGGAACUCAUUCAGGUGGUCUGGCAGCUUUUCCAGGUUUCACUCUGAAGAAUGGAAGGUCUCUACUUUAACAGCAGCUCACAGAACCAAAGCUAUGGUUACAGCAACACCACCUUCAAAUACCAUAUUGACCCAAUAGAAGUGGUGACAUACAUAGUCGUUGCUGUCGGCCUUCCUCUGACCCUGGUGGCCAUCUAUGCUCUUUAUUCUAUGGUGAGAAGUGAUCAUGUUGCUCCCAUCUACGUCAUCAACCUUCUCAUUUCUGACCUGAUUCAGUUCUGCUACAUGAUCGUUGAGGUGGUACCAAAUGUGGAUUGGAAUAUAAAGAUAAUCUUCUUAUUUAUUUACCUCUCUGCUCUGUUUACCAGUAUUUGCUUCAUGGUCUGCAUCGCCCUGGAAAGGUAUUUGGUCAUCGCCCACCCGCUGUGGUACCGCUUCAGACGAACCAUCAAGUCCUCUGUGGUGAUCUGUGUCCUGGUCUGGGUCCUUUCUGGUGUCUGUGCUGUCUGUGUCUAUUUCACUGAUGACACAUACAUACUCUUUGCCGCCCUCCUCUUCCUCCUUCCCUUCCCUCUGUUAAUCUUCUUCCUGGUUGGGACCCUCAAAGCCCUGUCUGCUACCAUCUCGGUCCCCUCUGAUGAAAAACGACGAAUUGUGGGAAUUUUGGUUCUGGUGCUGCUUAUUUACACUCUGCUGUUCCUGCCCACCAUCAUUUGGUUCUUGAAAGAAUACACUGACGGAUUGGUAGACUUCAGACUCAUCCUUCUGUCUCUAACAUUUCUUAGGUUCAGUCCUCUUGCAGACUUGUUCCUGUAUGUCUUCAUGAGGAAAGGGUUCAUAGACAAGCUUUUGGCCUCCCCUUACGAAAAAUAA
Messenger RNA from Micropterus dolomieu (smallmouth bass), 996 nucleotides. RefSeq names its product G-protein coupled receptor 4-like. The transcript is spliced from 4 exons. The record is from RefSeq and is a predicted model, not a curated record. The coding region runs from base 175 to 996 and encodes 273 amino acids. Gene Ontology annotation, cellular component: membrane. Gene Ontology annotation, molecular function: G protein-coupled receptor activity. NCBI's taxonomy places the organism in Eukaryota, Metazoa, Chordata, Actinopteri, Centrarchiformes, Centrarchidae. Gene Ontology annotation, biological process: phospholipase C-activating G protein-coupled receptor signaling pathway; positive regulation of Rho protein signal transduction.